AUGGGCGUCUCCGCAUAUUACGAGCUGAGCUGGUCCAUUCUGAGCACCAUUGGCUUGUUCUUAACCAUCAUUGGAGUUUGGGCCAUUCUCAUUACUCGCGUGUCACCUCUACAUCUCGUUCCUAUCAUUGUUUCUAUUGCCUGCGCUGUCGCAAAUGGCCUCUGCUACUACGCUUUUUAUGCUGAGCACCCGACGCAGCAGCAAGUCGUUGCCAGUAUCUUUGCAGAUAUAUUUUGGCUGAUCCAAGAAGCCGGCCUCUCAUUCUACAGUUACCAAAUCCUCGUCCACACCCUCAAGAACCGCGCCCUCCUCAUCUUCCGCACCAUCUUCUGGUCAUUAAUGACCUGUAUCGUCGGAAUCCGCAUAGCUAUCGCCGCUACUCGCGCCGUCGAAAUCGCCACAAACGAACCCCUCCAACAACGCGUCGACUACCUUCACGUCGGCUACUUUACAGCCAUCGCCCUCGUGGAAACUAGCAGCGCUGUGUUCCUCAUUCGCCUCCUCCGCGAUGCAUACGUCAUGUCCCCCUGGAGCUCACCAACCCACCACCUCUUCCGACAUCUGCUGCAGUCGACAGAGAUUCGGCUCGCCAGUCUAUGCUGCAUUGGUAUCCUGCGCGCUGUUACAUUCUCACUGAGGACUUCUGCGCAGAGCGCGACGACUAUCCCAGGGGAGGUUGAUCGCUUCGCGUAUACCCUGGAGUGUCUAUUCCCUGUCGUGAUGAUCAUUGAUAUCCUUGCGUCGAAGAGAAUCCGGUUUGAGAAUCAUAGUCUUAUGUAUUGUAGUGAUCCGCCGGAUGGGGAUACGGAGAGACAUCCAGGUUGGGUUGGUCAUCCUCCGAGGCGGCAUUCGCGGUGGGCAGAUAUGUCGCCGAGGCAUUCGUAG
Molecule: messenger RNA, 885 nt
Organism: Penicillium subrubescens
Lineage: Eukaryota; Fungi; Ascomycota; Eurotiomycetes; Eurotiales; Aspergillaceae
Exons: 2
Coding region: 1-885 (294 amino acids)
Source: RefSeq, a predicted model, not a curated record